This is a messenger RNA of Cavia porcellus (domestic guinea pig), 2143 nucleotides long. RefSeq names its product transmembrane protein 252 (gene Tmem252). The transcript is spliced from 2 exons. Bases 504 to 1187 code for a protein of 227 amino acids. Lineage: Eukaryota; Metazoa; Chordata; Mammalia; Rodentia; Caviidae. The record is from RefSeq and is a predicted model, not a curated record.
AGAGAAGACAAGAUGCUAAAGAGAGAAGAAGAAAUCCUUUGCAAUGCAAAGUGAAAAAAUUAAACUGGGAGAGGAGUCUUUGCCACUUCACAAAGAAGUUCAUAAGGAAUGCUGAUUUCCCUAGUGAGGAAUUACCCUUGGUUGGGCGGGAGGAUCUUGUGGUUCAGAGAUCAAUGCCUUCUGAGUCAAAAAGAUGUGGACUUUUCUUCACAUACCUGUGAGCUAUUGGCGGUGUGACCAUCUACCCUAAGCGUGCUAGGUUACAUGUAGCCAUCUCUUCCUGGAGUACACAGUGUGAUGUUUUGAGUUCACCCUCCCAGGAUGUCUCAGUAACUUUUAGGGGUUAAUGAGUAGCUUCUCAGUUCCUGCCUCGUUUAAUUGUUCAAAGGCCAGCUGGGCCCAGUGUAUAAAGCUGCCAGUCAGCUAAUGAGUGGACUCUGCUUGAGCCAGCCUGGAAGUGGAGGGGUGGCAAGGUUGGGCUGCUGAGAUCCUGGGGCGCAGGGAUGCAGAACAAAACUAGCCUAGUUCUCUGUGCUCUGACCCUCCUGAUGGGUUUCCUGAUGAUCUGCCUGGGAGCCUUCUUCGUUUCCUCAGACUCCGUAGUCCACUGUCAGAAGAACUUGGUCCUGGCGUACUUGCUCCUGCCUCUGGGGUUUGGGAUGCUUCUGAGUGGGAUUUUCUGGAGCACCUACCAGCAAGCAAGCAAAAGCAAAGGCGUGUUCAGUCAUGUGCUCAGACAGCACCUUGUUCACAGGGACCCGCCCCUGGCCACAGUGGACAGGCCAGACUUUUACCCUCCAGCUUACGAAGAGAGCCUUGAUGCUGAGAAAUGGGCACAUGCUGCAGGGGGAGAGGCCUUGGGUAUUCCUCCACCUCUGUACACAGAGAUGGGCCUUGAGCUCAAGGACAGAUGUGAAGUCCACCCAGAGGCUCCACCUUCCUACCGAGACUCUGUGACAGAUUUAGCAGCUGCAGUGACUUCAGAAGGUGCAAGACCACACCCGGAGCUGACUGCAGGGCAAGCUCUCCAGCACACAGGAUGCACUCCUGGGGGGCUCAGCUGCUCAUUAGAGCUGUACGGAACAGCCACACAGUUCCACAGACCUGCUUCCCCGUGCAUGGGCAGCACAGGGGCCCUGGCGAGGCAAGGCCAGCACCAAGCAGACAUUUUAGAGGAUUCCCGCUAAUUCUGAGCCAGAGGAGUUUUGGGACCACGAAAGUGGCAUCCAGGAAGGCUCUGUCCUCUGGGAGGCUUUCUGUCCGACUCAGCUCCCAGCAGGAAGGAAUGCGUAGAGCUUGCUGGGACAGCCACGACCUCCACGCACUGCUUUACCUGACAAUCACAGAGUGAAGGGUCCUGGGAAGGAAAGGUCAUUGUCAUUUAAUUUGUUGCUCAGCCUUUUGUGAGCUGGCUUCAUGAUUCCCGGCAUCAAUCACAUUACCAGAGCAAUGCAGUAAUUCAUAUUGGGAGAGAUAUGCUCUUGGAACACAUAAGUUCUAUUUUGUACUAUUUUAUUGUAAUAAUGUUGUGGUUUUUUGUCUAGUAUGAAAGGAAACAUCAUUGCUUGCUUCCAAAAUGAUGCAAACACAAAUAUUCAGUGAGUUAUUUUUAAAAGAGGUCCUCAUACAAGCACAUACAAGGUUUCUUAUAGGUUAGAAUAGAAUAGACAAAGUAGUUAGUUCAUAACAAUUCAGAGUGAAGUGGAACUUGCAUUAACUUGCAUAAAGAUAACUUUAAUACACAACUUGACAUAAAUCAUAUGAAGUCUUAAAAAUAUUGAUACGUAAUACACAGAAUCUCCAUGUAAAUCUCCAGGAUUUGAAAAAUGAGCAUUCUAAUGAUAUGCAUUCAGUGUUCUAGGAAAUCUCUUGGGUUCUCAAAAUAGAGCUUUUAACUUCUAGAUUGGGAACAUUAUUUUUAAUGCCCAGUGUCAUCUGUUUUUAAAUAUCGGGUUCCUCCUCAGUUUCUUUACAUUGUAUAGUAUUUUUAUGCAAGAGGACAAAUCAGAGUGUUUGGAAGAUGCUCAACCUGGCGCUUUUAGACUUGGAUAAGGGGACUCAUCUGCCAGGGGCUCCAUUCCCUCUCCGUCAGGGAGCUGUUUAUUCAGAGAGUGCUAGCUAAGUUAGGGCAAGCCUUUUUUAA